Paramuricea clavata is the source of this 279-nucleotide messenger RNA. Lineage: Eukaryota; Metazoa; Cnidaria; Anthozoa; Malacalcyonacea; Plexauridae. The record is from the annotation of a GenBank genome assembly.
AUGUUUUGGAAGCUUGCACGAGUCAAGGAGCUCAUAAAAAGCCAGGACGGUGUAGUUCGGGCAGCAAAGAUUUGCGUGGUAAAUUCGGCAAAGGAGCGUGUGAUUGAAUUACGACGGCCAAUACAACAUUUAAUUCCUCUGGAGCUGAAAUUGAGUCCAGAUACAGAGGACGUGCCGCCAGCUAUUGAAAGUGCAUCGAAAGAAAAAGAAUCGACCAUACAGCGACCGAGACGAACUGCAGCGGUAGUUGGAGAACUUUUACGAAAGGGGAUGAGAUAA